Messenger RNA from Seriola dumerili (greater amberjack), 4436 nucleotides. It is a transcript of the gene ap1b1, whose product is annotated as adaptor related protein complex 1 beta 1 subunit. Bases 82 to 2949 code for a protein of 955 amino acids. Gene Ontology annotation, biological process: vesicle-mediated transport; intracellular protein transport. NCBI's taxonomy places the organism in Eukaryota, Metazoa, Chordata, Actinopteri, Carangiformes, Carangidae. The transcript has 23 exons. Gene Ontology annotation, molecular function: clathrin binding. The record is from RefSeq and is a predicted model, not a curated record. Gene Ontology annotation, cellular component: membrane coat; clathrin adaptor complex.
AAGUAAAUCAAGUGGGAGGGGACGAAGGCCAUCACAGCUACUGCUACGCCUGUCACGGAAAAUCGACAAUUUGGAUCCAAGAUGACGGACUCCAAGUACUUCACCACCACCAAGAAAGGGGAGAUCUUCGAGCUCAAGGCAGAGCUGAACAGUGAUAAGAAGGAGAAGAAGAAAGAGGCCGUAAAGAAGGUCAUUGCAUCUAUGACAGUUGGCAAGGAUGUCAGCGCUCUGUUCCCAGAUGUUGUGAACUGCAUGCAGACGGACAACCUGGAACUGAAAAAGCUGGUCUACCUCUACCUGAUGAACUAUGCCAAGAGUCAGCCAGACAUGGCUAUCAUGGCUGUUAACACCUUUGUGAAGGACUGUGAAGACCCCAACCCUCUUAUUCGUGCCCUUGCUGUUCGUACAAUGGGCUGCAUUCGUGUGGACAAGAUCACUGAAUACCUCUGCGAGCCACUGAGGAAAUGUCUGAAGGACGAAGACCCAUAUGUGAGGAAGACGGCUGCCGUGUGUGUAGCAAAGCUCCAUGAUAUCAAUGCCCAGUUGGUGGAGGACCAAGGCUUCCUGGACACUCUUAAAGACCUCAUCUCUGACUCCAACCCCAUGGUUGUAGCAAACGCAGUGGCAGCGCUGUCCGAGAUAGCCGAGUCUCAUCCCAACAGUAAUCUACUGGACUUGAACCCCCAGACCAUCAACAAGUUGCUGACAGCUUUAAAUGAGUGUACAGAGUGGGGACAGAUAUUCAUUCUUGACUGCCUGGCUAAUUACACACCUCGUGAUGAUCGUGAGUCCCAAAGCAUCUGUGAGCGUGUUACCCCGCGGCUCUCCCAUGCCAACUCUGCAGUGGUGUUAUCAGCAGUCAAAGUUUUAAUGAAGUUCAUGGAGAUGUUGCCCAAAGACUUGGACUACUAUGGCACCCUGCUGAAGAAGCUCGCCCCUCCACUGGUCACUCUACUCUCCGCUGAGCCCGAGUUGCAAUAUGUGGCGCUUAGAAACAUCAAUCUCAUCGUACAGAGACGCCCAGAGAUUCUGAAACAUGAGAUGAAGGUUUUCUUUGUAAAGUACAAUGACCCAAUCUAUGUCAAACUGGAGAAGCUGGACAUUAUGAUUCGCCUUGCAUCUCAAGCCAACAUCGCCCAGGUGCUGGCUGAGCUGAAGGAGUACGCCACUGAGGUGGAUGUGGACUUUGUCCGUAAAGCGGUCAGAGCCAUUGGCCGCUGUGCCAUCAAAGUAGAGCAAUCAGCAGAGCGUUGUGUCAGCACCCUGUUGGACCUCAUCCAGACCAAGGUCAACUAUGUUGUGCAGGAGGCCAUAGUGGUCAUCAAGGACAUCUUUCGCAAGUACCCUAACAAGUAUGAGAGUGUGAUUGCCACUCUGUGUGAAAAUCUGGACUCCCUGGAUGAGCCGGAGGCACGUGCCGCCAUGAUCUGGAUUGUGGGAGAGUACGCUGAGCGCAUUGACAACGCCGAUGAGCUGCUGGAGAGCUUUUUAGAGGGUUUCCACGAUGAAAGCACACAGGUGCAGUUGCAGCUACUGACGGCAAUCGUCAAGUUGUUCCUGAAAAAGCCUACUGAGACCCAGGAGCUAGUGCAGCAGGUGCUGAGCCUGGCUACACAGGAUUCUGAUAACCCAGACCUCAGGGACCGUGGCUACAUCUACUGGCGUCUGCUCUCCACAGACCCUGUGGCUGCAAAAGAGGUGGUUCUGGCUGAGAAGCCCCUGAUUUCUGAGGAGACUGAUCUGAUUGAACCCACGCUGCUGGAGGAGCUCAUCUGCCACAUUGGCACUCUGGCCUCUGUCUACCACAAGCCACCGAGUGCGUUUGUUGAGGGAAGCCGUGGUGUGCAGCACAAGAGACUGCCUGGCAGUGCUGGAUCUGGGGAGAGUGUUGAGAGCCCAGAUGCAGGUUCUGCUGCUGGAGUUUCUGAGGCACCUCCUGCUGUCAUCCCAUCCCAGGGAGACCUCCUGGGAGAUCUGCUUAAUCUGGACCUGACACCUCCUACCACCACAGGACCACCACCCCCCUCCUCUGGCAUGCAAAUGGGUGCUAUGGACCUUCUUGGAGGAGGCCUGGACAGCCUGAUGGGGGAUGAGUCUGAGCCGCUUGGCGGAGACCUUGGAGGAAGUCCUGCUAUGGGGGCUGGUUUUGGUGCUCCUCCAGCUGCAAUGCCAGCCUCUUUCAGCGCCCCUGUUAGCGGCGGUCUGGAUGACCUGUUUGAUCUCGGUGGUGGAGUUGGUAUGCCUAUGGGAGCCUACAGCCCCCCUAAAACAGUUUGGCUUCCUGCCAUGAAGGCCAAGGGUCUGGAGAUAUCAGGCACUUUUGCUCGCCGUUCUGGGGUCAUCCAAAUGGAGAUGACCCUCACUAAUAAAGCUAUGAGUGUCAUGACUGAUUUUGCCAUCCAAUUUAACAGAAACAGCUUUGGUCUUUCUCCAGCUGGACCACUCCAGGUUCUCACUCCUCUUAGUCCAAACCAGAGUAUUGAAGUGACCCUUCCCCUCAAUACUGUGGGACCUGUCAUGAAGAUGGAGCCUCUCAAUAACCUGCAGGUGGCUGUUAAGAACAACAUUGACGUAUUCUACUUCAGCUGCCAGUACCCCAUCAGCAUGUUGUUUGCAGAGGACGGGAAGAUGGAGCGACAGGUGUUCCUCGCCACGUGGAAAGACAUUCCUAAUGACAAUGAGUCCCAGUUUCAGAUCAAAGACUGCCAUCUCAACUCAGAUGCAGCCUCCAACAAACUGCAGGGUAGCAGCAUCUUCACCAUAGCCAAGCGUACGGUGGAGGGUCAGGACAUGCUGUAUCAGUCCAUGAAACUAUCCAACGGCAUCUGGGUGCUGGCUGAACUGAGGGUGCAGGCAGGAAACCCAAACUACACGGUCUCUCUGAAGUGCAGAGCUCCAGAGGUUUCCCAAUGUGUGUUCCAGAGCUACGAGGCAGUGCUGAAGAACUGAAAAACACCCCCAUGUCGACCCCUGCCGCUGCCCUCACAGACUCCUGGCACCUCCUCUUGCUCCCCCUCACCUGACCCACGGACCAUGUUACAACCUCACACAGUGCAGGAGCUACUUCCUGUUGUGUUGGGCCUGGAGACUGUGCUCUGUAUGUCAUCCAGCUGUUUAAUUAGGAUGGUUAAUGAUCUACUGUCUCAUUUUGAACCAUGUUUUAUUUUUUUCUAAGCCUGCAGAGAUGUCUGGAUCACUCUUGGCUAGUCUUUGUGUGGUGGUUCACACACCAUACGUUUCAGUUUCAGGACAUUAUCUCAUGAUAAAUUAUCUGAAUGAACACUUUGCGACUGAGCAGGUUCUCCACUCCCCCCUGCCUGAGCCAAUCCUGUGACGACCUAUAUUCUUUUGGGGACAGACGGCUGUAUGACUUGUAUUCCCGUGACUGUUUUCUCUUUAAUCAUUAUCCAGCCCCACUUCUCUGCACAUUGGAGUCUAUUUUUAGCGUCUGCAAUCAGCAGGUGAAUCAUCACCCUGGGGCAUAUUUAUUUGGGGUACUUUCAAUUAAAAUGCGGCAGAAAAAGGCUUUAACUCUCCUUACCCCUCUGCCAGUGUGAAGUGGAAAGUGGUUGUCUGGGCCUUAGAAGAGACACAUAAAUACUUACAAACUACAUUAUUGUUGUCUUUGUCAUUUUAUAGAGUUUUCUUUAGUAUCCGUGGUUAGUAGUGGGAUUGGAUCCUCUGCUGUCCCCUGAAAAGCAGAAUGUCUGACGUGCGCUGUGUGCAUGGAAACUGUUUGCUGGUGUGUGGUUCUUUUUAAGUUUUACAUCAAUAUCUGGACAUUUUAUAGACUAGCAUCAGUUGUACACUGACUGCUCUCAUACUUAGUCAUUCCAUGGUUUAAUUUGUGUCCAUAGUCUUGUUAGUGUACAUGUGGCAAACUGGGAGAGAGCCUCAGGUGUUAAGGAUUUUGUAUUUGCUGCUUCCCCCCAUGGCAGUGACAGUCACUCGCGCUCUCUCUGCCAUUUUGCUCUCUCUUUAUUCUCAUCGCAGCUUUUCAAGAACCGUGGCCACCUGAGAUGAAGGGUCAGGUGAGAUAACUCUAAACUUAUAAUGUCAUGGUUUGUAACACUUGUGAGUAAUAAGUAAACAUGAAGGUAGUACACUCUGUCUUAGCUGAAACAAGGCAAGAACAACAUCCAGUGUCCCUGUCUUACCCGCAGAUUAAUUGGAUUCCUUGACUGAGUCAUUACACUGAAGCCCUUUGUAUCAGCUCUACAGGAUGUAUGCACCUACGCUAACACCUUUUACUGAUUACAACAGAGGUGGCUGUGUAUUCAGAGUGUGUCUUUGUUUGUGGUGACGGCUGAUUCAUAUGAAAUGCUGUUUAAAAAAAAAAGGAAAAAAAAAAAUCAAGUGUUAAAUCAGAUGUUUUUGAUUGACAUGAUUUUGUUCAUUGUGUGUACAUCAUUUGAAAACCAACUAUUAAAAGUCUU